Bactrocera latifrons is the source of this 474-nucleotide messenger RNA. RefSeq names its product major centromere autoantigen B-like. The record is from RefSeq and is a predicted model, not a curated record. The transcript has a single exon. Gene Ontology annotation, molecular function: nucleic acid binding. The coding region runs from base 1 to 474 and encodes 157 amino acids. NCBI's taxonomy places the organism in Eukaryota, Metazoa, Arthropoda, Insecta, Diptera, Tephritidae.
AUGAAUCAAGGCAUAAUUCGAGUGAUUAAAUCAACUUUUCGGAAAAAUCUUGUACUUAAAAUAAUCAGCAAUAUGGAUGAAAACAAAGAUGAAAAUUAUUCAAAAAUAACCACACUUGAUGCCAUUUUAAUGAUAAAUGAUGCAUGGCAACAACUUUCACCAUUGACAAUUGCGAAUUGUUUUAAGCAUUCUGGGCUUGCAGAAGGAAAUUUAGAUGCUUCCAGCAGCUCAUGCUCAAAUGCUAUUGAAAUCGAAGAUGACAUUCCUCUAUCGGUUUGGGCAAGAGCUCUAAAAAAUCAGCUACCGAUUUCAAAGGAAGAACUGGAUAAAUAUGUUCUUAUUGACAAUGGUGUGGGGACUUGUGAGGAACCUUCGGAAGACAGAAUUGUUGAAAAUAUAUUAGAUGAUGAACAGAAUAGCGACGACAACGUGGAAGAUCGAAAUGAAGAUGAGUCAGCGUUUUGGAGGCACUGA